Molecule: messenger RNA, 4838 nt
Organism: Herpailurus yagouaroundi (jaguarundi)
Lineage: Eukaryota; Metazoa; Chordata; Mammalia; Carnivora; Felidae
Gene: CDH1
Product: cadherin 1
Exons: 16
Coding region: 120-2765 (881 amino acids)
Biological process (GO): calcium-dependent cell-cell adhesion; cell migration; homophilic cell-cell adhesion
Cellular component (GO): flotillin complex; cytoplasm; adherens junction
Molecular function (GO): cadherin binding; calcium ion binding; beta-catenin binding
Source: RefSeq, a predicted model, not a curated record
GCCCGGCUCAGUGGCGUCGGGAACCGCAGAGCACCUGUGGGUUCGCGGAAGUCCUGCCGUACUCUAGCCCGGCCAAGCUCCGCGGGACCCAGCCCGACCCGACCUCUGCCCGGCCCGCCAUGGGCCCUCCGUCCCGUAGCGUCUCCGCGCUCCUGCUGCUGCUACAGGUCACAUCAGGGCUCUGCCAGGAGCCCGAGCCCUGCCGCCCUGGCUUUGGCGCCGACAGCUACACGUUCACCGUGCCCCGUCGACAUUUGGAGAGAGGCCGAGUCCUGGGCAGAGUGAGUUUUGAAGGAUGCACCGGUCAACCAAGGACAGCCUAUUUUUCUGAUGACACGCGAAUCAAAGUGGGCAGCGAUGGUGUGGUUAGCGUCAGACGGCCUCUGCAGCUUCAUAAACCAGAGAUGAGUUUUCUCGUCCACGCCUGGGACUCCAGCCGCAGGAAGCUGUCCACCAAAGUUACGCUGAAGGCAGCAGUGCGCCAUCACCGCCACCAUCACGACACUCUCUCCGAAACCCAGACAGAAGUGCUCACAUUUCCCAACUCCCAGCAUGGUCUUAGAAGACAGAAGAGAGACUGGGUUAUCCCUCCUAUCAGCUGCCCAGAAAAUGAGAAAGGGCCAUUUCCUAAAAAUCUGGUUCAGAUCAAAUCUAACAGGGACAAAGAAAUCAAGGUUUUCUACAGCAUCACUGGCCAAGGGGCUGACACACCUCCUGUUGGUGUGUUUAUUAUUGAAAGAGAAACAGGAUGGCUGAAGGUGACGGAGCCUCUGGAUAGAGAACAAAUUGCCAAGUACAUUCUGUACUCUCAUGCUGUGUCUUCAAAUGGGCAUGCAGUCGAAGACCCAAUGGAGAUUGUGAUUACGGUGACAGAUCAGAAUGACAACAAGCCCGAGUUCACCCAGCAGGUCUUUGAAGGUUCUGUCAUGGAAAGUGCUCUUCCAGGAACUUCUGUGAUGCAGGUCACGGCCACAGAUGCAGAUGACGACGAGAAUACCUACAAUGCCGCCAUCGCAUACACCAUCCUCUCCCAAGAGCCCCCGCUGCCUCAGAGCACAAUGUUCACCAUCAAUAGGGACACAGGAGUCAUCAGUGUGGUCACCACCGGGCUGGACCGGGAGAGUGUCCCCAUGUACACCCUGGUGGUUCAGGCUGCUGACCUGCAAGGUGAAGGUUUAAGUACAACCGCAACAGCCGUGAUCACGGUCACUGACAUCAACGAUAACCCUCCCAUCUUUGAACCAACCACGUACCAGGGGCAGGUGCCUGAGAACGAAGCUAAUGUCGAAAUCACCGUACUCAAAGUGACUGACGCCGAUGUCCCAAAUACCCCAGCGUGGCAGGCCGUGUACACCAUAUUGAACAAUAAGGAUGACCAGUUUGUUGUCACCACAGACCCAGUAACCAACGAUGGCAUUUUGAAAACAGCUAAGGGCUUGGAUUUUGAGACCAAGCGACAAUACAUUCUGUAUGUGGCCGUGGAGAAUGUGUCCCCGUUUGAGGUUAUUCUCUCCACCUCCACAGCCACAGUCACCGUGGACGUGGAGGAUGUGAACGAAGCCCCCAUCUUUGUGCCUCUCCAAAAGGAAGUGCACAUACCUGAAGACUUUGGUGUGGGCCUGGAAAUCACGUCCUACACUGCUGAGGAUCCGGACCAGUUUAUGGAACAGAGGAUAACGUAUCGGAUUUGGAGGGAUGCUGCCAACUGGCUGAGGAUUGAUCCAGACACUGGUGCCAUUUUCACUCGGGCUGAAUUAGACAGAGAGGACUUUGAGCAUGUGAAGAACAGCACGUACACGGCCCUCAUUAUCGCCACCGACAAUGGUUCUCCACUUGCUACUGGAACGGGAACCCUUCUCCUGAUCCUCUCUGAUGUGAAUGACAAUGGCCCCGUACCAGAACCUCGAAGUAUGGAUUUCUGCCAGAAAAAUCCACAGCCUCAUAUCAUCAACAUCUUUGAUCCAGAUCUUCCCCCCAACACAUCUCCCUUCACGGCAGAACUAACACACGGGGCAAGUGUCAACUGGACCAUUGACUACAGUGACCAAGCCCGUGAAUCUCUAAUUUUGAAGCCAAAGAAAACCUUAGAGUUGGGCGACUACAAGAUAAAUCUCAAACUCGUGGAUAACCAGAACAAGGACCAGGUGACCACCCUAGAUGUGUACGUUUGUGACUGCGAAGGGGUCGUCAACAACUGCAAGAGGACCAUGCCUUACGCUGAAGCGGGGUUGCAAGUUCCUGCCAUUCUGGGCAUUCUCGGAGGAAUCCUCGCCUUACUAAUCCUGAUUCUGCUGCUUUUGCUGUUUGUUCGGAGGAGAGGGGUGGUCAAAGAGCCCUUACUACCCCCAGAAGAUGACACCAGGGACAAUGUUUAUUACUAUGAUGAAGAAGGAGGUGGAGAAGAGGAUCAGGACUUUGACUUGAGCCAGUUGCACAGGGGCCUGGAUGCUCGGCCUGAAGUGACUCGCAAUGAUGUGGCACCAACCCUCCUGAGCAUGCCCCAGUACCGGCCCCGCCCUGCCAAUCCUGAUGAAAUUGGAAACUUUAUUGAUGAAAACCUGAAGGCAGCAGACAGUGACCCCACUGCUCCUCCUUACGACUCUCUGCUUGUGUUUGACUAUGAAGGAAGCGGUUCUGAAGCUGCUAGUCUGAGCUCCUUAAACUCCUCGGAAUCAGACCGAGAUCAGGACUAUGACUACCUGAAUGAAUGGGGCAAUCGCUUCAAGAAGCUGGCAGACAUGUACGGAGGUGGUGAAGAUGACUAGGGGACUCGAGACAAAUGGGGAAGGAGAUGGGCCCCUACAUCGUGUGAUAGAAAAUGCAGGGCUCAUGGUUUCUCACCUCCCUUCACUUGAGAUGACUUUCUGGGGAAGAGAGUCUGCUCGGUGAUGCAGUUAGAAUAGUUGGGAUUUCCACUUUAUAGAUCUAAUCUGUGUGUGUUCGAAUGAUUUCGCCCUAAUUUUUGAAUCUUUUUUUCUUUCCUCACUCUUUAAGUGGUGAUGCUGUCCCAAAGACCCCCAUAUGUUAAUACUUCAGAACAAUAGCUUCAGCCUCAAAAGGUUCUGCUAGCAACUUGCAGAUUUCCUUAAGGGUUUUCGUCUCAUUUUUUAAGGGAAGGGAGGGGUCAACUGCCCUAUUAUUUUGUGUGUGCAUGUAUGUGUGUGUGUGUGUGUGUAAUUGUUUUUAAUUUGUGUACUUUUUUCCUCCUAUCACUGCACAGUGCCCCUUGUUCUUAAGACCUUUAAUCUUCUGAGUGUAUAACUUGAAAUAGGUAUCCAUCCACUUACUUGUUGUGCAUAAGAAUGUUUGUUAUGUGUAUGUCAUUACUGGGGUGAUCUGGUUCUAAACAGGAAGCCUUGACCAGAAAGGGUGGUGAGUUUUCAGGUGCCACUCCACAUCUAAUGUUCAUCUAACACUCAAACAAGAGAGUGAUCUAUUCCAACACUUACGGUAGUGCCUCGAGUGCUGCAGCCAAAGACAGAAGGUGUUUGUCCCAGCGGAGAGCAACGUGAAAAAUGGGUUUGAAGGUGGCAGGAGACAAGUUGUUGAGCCUGGCAAUUUAGGAAACUGAGGCUGAGGAUGGUUGAGGUGGCUCUGCCUCUAGUCCUGAAAAAGAAUAGAAGAAUCUUAACAUGUGACUCCAAUCAGGAUCCUGCUACCAGAGUUUCUUCCUGACAGCCCAGAACCCCCCAAGUGCCUGCUGUUGUUGAUGUCCACAGGAUAUGCUGGCUGAUCUGGAAACAUCUGCCCCAAAUUCCAAGCAUGCAUAGAAAACAAUAUCAGGAAAUCCAAUUUAUUUUCCUUAGGAGCAGGAAGAAAAUACGGCCCUAAAAUGUGUCAGUAAGGGGAGUGUGGGGAGAACUCUGAUUUGGAUCUUCUUUUAGUUGAAAUGUGAACUUCAAGAACCUUUUGACAACCAUGGAAAAUAAUCUUAUCUAAAUUGCUUUACUGUCUGUCAGGUGUUUUUUGAAGAAAAAGAAAAUCAUCCCUGCAAUCACAUCUUGGAAUUGUCUUGAUUUUUCAACAAUUUAAACUCGAAUGUCGUCCUGUAUAGAGAAUGUCACUAUAGUUUUGACUAUAUAUGUGUGUGGGUGUUGAUAAUUUUGUAUUUUCUUUGGGAGUGGAAAAGGAAAACAAUUCAAGCUGAGAGAAUUCUUAAAUAUCCAUUUUUAUAAAUUUUAUUAAAGAAUUUUGUUAAACAUUGUCAGACACAUGUUUUAUUUGGUUAGCCACAAUUCCAUGCAAGACCAGUGGUACUUGGGCUUAUUCAAAACAUGGAGAAGGAAGCUUCAUGUUGAAAUGACUCCUCCAGAACUUUGUGUCCUUCUAUUGCGGGCAGUGUGUGGGAAACUGCAUUUACAAAUUCACUUUACUUGAAAACUAUCCAUAUGGUAUGUGGAGAAGCCAUUAACAUUCUCUUCUUAAUGGAAAAACUACUGUGGGCAUUGCUGAGGGACCUAGUAGAGCUUCAGACAAAUUCAGUCAGUCAGCAAAAGGUUUGUGUAGUCCAGUGGUUCACCCCUGGGGGAGAGUAUGGCUCCCUCUCCCAGAGGACUUUGUGCAAUUUCUGGAGAUACUUUGAUUGUGAUGACAUCAAGUCAAGGCCAAGGAUGCUGCUGACCAUCCGGCAAUGCACAGGACAACCAUGUGCAACAAAGAAUCAUCAGGUUCAAAAUGUCAACAGUGCUGCUGUUGAGAAACCCUCUUACAGUUCUGUCACUUUCCUCUGCUGGAGUCUAGGACUUGAGAUAGAUAUAUAAAUUUUUUUAAGUGGUGGUCAAAUAUAUACACAGAUCUUGACUUAUGUGGUUAUAUCCCAAUAAACCAUCAUAAGUUGA